CAGCCGGCCUGAAGAAGGUAUGCACUGCUUAACCCGAUUGCAUCUCCAUCGUAGCCUCGUCCCAGUCUCAGGUUUAGCCCUCACCAAUCCCACCAGGCCCUCCGCCGAUCUCGUUCGCCCCCGCCAACCCUUCCAAGGUCGGCCCUUUGUGUCGCAGAACAAUCCGGCGUCCCUCUCCGACGUCUGCGCUCUCAUCUCCCAUACCUAUGAGGACGGCGACCACCAGCUUCGGUCCCUUCAUGUCCACCUCUCCGACGAGCAAGCAGUCGCCGCCCUUGCCUUCCUCGCCGACUCCGAGGGCUCCACGGUGGCUCUCAGCUUUUUCCGCUGGGCGAUCGCCCGCCCCCAGUUCCGCCACUUCUUGCGAUUCUACGUCACCGCCGGGACCUCCUUGCUCGCCCUCGGCAACCUGAAGAAUGCUCAGGAGGUCAUGAGUUGCUUGGCUGUGAGCUUCUCUGAGGUAGGCAGGCUAAAAGAGGCCGUCGGCAUGGCUUUCGAGAUGCGUAGCCAGGGGCUCCCGAUCAGCAUCGACACCAUGAAUUUGGUUCUCAGGAUUGCCAUCGGCUCAGGAUCUAUUAGCUACGCAGAGCAACUGUUUGCUGAAAUGCCUGCGAAUGGAAUCUUCCCCAAUUCUCAUACUUUCAAGACGAUGAUCGCUGCUUACUGCAGGCAGGGCCGGAUUGAUGAUGUGGAGAGGCUGUUAAGGACGGUGGAGGCGAGGGGUCUUCUGAUCGACAACGUGACAUGCACUCUGGUGGUGAACGCCUUUUGCAAAAAGGGUUGUUUCGGUUGGGUCUCUGGUUUCUUCCGCAAGAUGUUGGAACUUGGUUUUGUCCCAAAUGUGAUCAAUUACACCGUCCUGAUAGCUGCCCUUUGCAAAAGGGGAAGUGUUAAGCAGGCGUUUCAGGUGCUCGAGGAAAUGGUUGGUCUAGGAUUAAAGCCGAAUGUGUAUACCCAUACUGCAUUGAUUGAUGGGCUCUGCAAGAUCGGUUGGACAGAGCGAGCUUUCAGGUUAUUCCUGAAACUUGUACGCAGCAACUCCUACAAGCCGAAUGUGUGUACUUAUACUGCUAUGAUUUCAGGAUACUGUAAGGAGAACAAGCUUAGUCGUGCAGAGAUGUUGCUAACAAGAAUGCGCGAGCAAAAUUUGGUACCGAACACAAACACCUACACCACUCUGAUCGAUGGGUACUGCAAAGAUGGAAAUUUGGACCGAGCUUAUGAAUUAAUGGAUCAAAUGAAAAGUGAUAAUUGUCUUCCAAAUAUCUGUACAUAUAAUGCAGUUGUACAUGGGCUCUGCAAACAAGGUAGGAUUCAUGAAGCUUAUAGGCAACUACAGGUGGCUUCAGAACAGGGGUUGCAUUGGGAUAAAGUCACAUAUACUAUUCUUAUGACUGAGCAUUGCAAGCGAAGCCAAUGCUCUCGAGCUAUGGAAUUAUUUGAUCAGAUGGUUGAUUCAGGAUGCCAUCCUGACAUUCAUGCAUACACCACUCUGAUUACUGCUUUUUGUAAGUUAAGGAGAAUGGUCGAGAGUGAAAGGUUGUUUGAGAGAUGUCUCGGAUUGGGGUUAGUUCCUACAAAAGAAACUUACACGGCGAUGAUUGGUGGAUACUGUAGGCUAGGUAAAGCAGCCUCUGCAUUGAAAAUCUUUGAGAAGAUGAUUCAGCUUGGUUGUGUAGCUGACUCAGUAACAUAUGGCGCUUUAAUAAGUGGCCUCUGCAAUGAAUCUAGGUUGGAUGAGGCAAGGGCACUUUAUGAAGCUAUGCUGGAUAAAGGUCUGGUCCCAUGUGAAGUUAGUCGCAUUACAUUGGCAUAUGAAUUUUGCAAGAGGCUGAGGUCUAAUACUGCAGUAUGUCUAUUGGAGAGGCUUGAAAAAAAACAGCGGACUCGAACAACUAAUAUCUUAGUAAGGAAGCUUAGUUCUGAAGGGCAAGUUGAUGCAGCAGGUCUGUUCAUUAACAAACUAUUGGAUGAAGAUCAGAAUGCUGAUCGCAUAACUUGCAUUGCAUUUUUAAAUGCAUGCUAUGAAACAGGUAGGUAUUCAAGUGCAUCUGAGUUUUCUGAGAGAAUUUCAAAGGGAAGAAUCAACUUUGUGAAGGACAUCAGUGUGAUAACUUGAGCUAUGUUAAACUUAGAUUCUUGCCUAUUUGAACUUUAAUUUGUGUAUGUCAAAUUUUGUCAGAUGAGCUAAAGUGUAUCGCUGCUGUUUUCUAACUUUCAUGUGAUAAUAGUUCAUGUUGAUUCA
Molecule: messenger RNA, 2245 nt
Organism: Zingiber officinale
Lineage: Eukaryota; Viridiplantae; Streptophyta; Magnoliopsida; Zingiberales; Zingiberaceae
Product: pentatricopeptide repeat-containing protein At4g19890-like
Exons: 1
Coding region: 20-2119 (699 amino acids)
Molecular function (GO): protein binding
Source: RefSeq, a predicted model, not a curated record